CCUAUUGGUUUUCAACGACUGCGAGCUGAAUCUUCCAUUCGUCGCCAUUUCCCUCCGUAAAGGAACUCGCUUUUCCCCUCUCCGAUGGACGCCUUGCAGUCCCGCCGAACCGAAGCGAUAAGCAUCGCCGUCGCCGUUGUCGCCAUCGGUGCCGGCACCGCCUACUAUCUCUACAUCACCAGGAAACCCAAGCCGAAAGCCUGCCUGGAUCCUGAGAAUUUCAAGGAAUUCAAGCUUGUUAAGCGCACCCAACUCAGCCAUAAUGUGGCCAAGUUUCGGUUUGAGCUCCCAACACCUGAUUCAGUUCUGGGAUUGCCAAUUGGACAGCACAUGAGUUGCAGGGGAAAGGACAGCGUGGGGGAAGAUGUUGUGAAGCCAUAUACUCCCACAACUUUGGACUCUGAUGUCGGCUACUUUGAAUUAGUUAUAAAGAUGUAUCCACAAGGGCGAAUGUCUCACCACUUCCGAGAAUUGCAGGAAGGUGAUUACUUGGCUGUGAAAGGGCCCAAGGUUUUAACAUUCUUGAACUGCCAGGGGCGCUUCAAAUACCAACCCAACCAAGUGAAAACAUUCGGAAUGCUAGCUGGAGGCACUGGCAUUACCCCUAUGUUCCAAGUUGCCAGAGCCAUCAUGGAGAACCCUAAGGACAAAACCAACGUAAGUCUCAUAUAUGCCAACGUCACGUUUGAGGACAUCCUUUUGAAGGAAGAGCUAGAUAAUCUUGCCAAAAGUUUCCCCGGCCGCUUCAAAGUGUACUAUGUUCUGAACCAGCCACCAGAAGGUUGGGAUGGCGGCGUUGGAUAUGUAACUGCAGAUAUGAUUAAAGAACACUGCCCUCCACCAACAGCAGACGUUCAGAUGUUGAGGUGUGGCCCUCCACCAAUGAACAAGGCAAUGGCAGCUCACCUGGACGCUCUCGGAUUCACUCCCCAAAUGCAGUUCCAGUUUUGAGAAAAGCUCUUGGAGAUGAGCUUUUCUUCUGGUUACCAUAGAACAAUUGAUUGACUGCCAGGGUGGGACACUACGGUUUAUCUCAUCUCUUGGCUUAUGAGACCAGUUGCAGAACUUCUAAACAGAUGCAGCUGAUUAUUAUACUAUGAAUAGUGGGCAUCCUAUUGUUAAACCCCACUUUAAAACUAGAUUAUACACAUUCUUAGAACGGUAAUUAUACACCAAUGUCCGAUCUAAAGAGAUACAGAAAUGCUAUUGCAGUAUUGCCUGUUAAUAAUUAUAUGUAGGCAGGCAAUUGUGCUGAAUUGGACAGCACUUCAUUGAUUGUAUGAUUAAGUUGAUGGGGUUAAAGACACAUUUGGUCACUGAGA
Molecule: messenger RNA, 1322 nt
Organism: Linum tenue
Lineage: Eukaryota; Viridiplantae; Streptophyta; Magnoliopsida; Malpighiales; Linaceae
Source: the annotation of a GenBank genome assembly